AAAUGGGGAACAGAGGUGGAAAUGGGUGGCCUGGAGUUUGUGGUCUGUAGAGGGGCUUUCAGGCAAGAGCCCAGACCUGCAGACUCAGCCACCAUUGCUCUGGGCCACCUGAUAGGUUGGAACAGCCAUCCAGAAAUCCCCCACCAAGGCCAGACAAGGUCAGGCCUCCUGCCCUUCCCAGAGCCACAGCUGCCUCUGAGCUUCUGGCCUCCUGGGACAUCCAGCAAGAGGGAAGGACUGACAUCAUGCAGUGGGAGUGAGGUCACUCUGCCUGCUCCAUCCUGUGGCCUGAAACCCCUCAGCACCCACCCAGCAGGUUCUGGCUUCCCGCCCCCUUCCCCCAGUUCUUGCUGGAACCAGAUGCCAGUGGAGUGAAGAGUGGCCACCAGGGGGUGCCCUGUAGCAAGAGUGUAGGGGACGGAGGGGUGGAGGCUGGGCUGGUCUCUUGUUCCUGGAAUGGGCCAGGAGGGAGGAGGAACAAGCGGAAGGGGAUGGUGUGUUGCUGGCCGGCUGGCUCAGGCGGACGAGAAGACAGCCCCUUCGGAGGCCCAUCUGGGCGCCCUGCGACUGUGGCUGCAGCUGGGCAUGGCAGACUCUGCACAGGCCCAGAAGCUGGUGUACCUGGUCACAGGUGGCUGUGGCUUCCUGGGGGAGCACGUGGUGCGAAUGCUGCUGCAGCGGGAACCCCGGCUCCGUGAGCUGCGGAUCUUUGACCUGCACCUGGGUCCCUGGCUGGAGGAGCUGAAGACAGGGCCCGUGCAGGUGACUGCCAUCCAGGGGGAUGUGACCCAGGCCCACGAAGUGGCAGCGGCUGUGGCUGGAGCCCAUGUGGUCAUCCACACAGCCGGGCUGGUGGACGUGUUUGGGAGGGCCAGUCCUGAGACCAUCCAUGAGGUCAACGUGCAGGGUACACAGAACGUGAUUGAGGCUUGUGUGCAGGCUGGAACACAGUUCCUGGUCUACACGAGCAGCAUGGAAGUUGUGGGGCCCAACAUCAAAGGCCACCCCUUCUACAGGGGCAAUGAGGACACCCCAUAUGAAGCAAUACACAGACACCCCUAUCCUUGCAGCAAGGCCCUAGCUGAACGGCUGGUCCUGGAAGCCAAUGGAAGGAAGGUCCGCGGGGGGCUGCCCCUGGUAACGUGUGCCCUGCGUCCCACCGGCAUCUAUGGUGAAGGCCACCAGAUCAUGAGGGACUUCUACCACCAGGGCUUGCGCCUGGGGGGUCGGCUCUUCCGGGCCGUCCCAGCCUCUGUGGAGCACGGCCGGGUCUACGUGGGCAACGUAGCCUGGAUGCAUGUGCUGGUGGCCCGGGAGCUGGAGCAGCGAGCGGCACUAAUGGGUGGCCAGGUGUACUUCUGCUAUGACAAGUCACCCUAUAAGAGCUACGAGGACUUCAACAUGGAGUUCCUGGGCCCCUGUGGACUGCGGCUGGUGGGCACCCGCCCACUGUUGCCCUACUGGCUGCUGGUGUUUCUGGCUGCCCUCAAUGCCCUGCUGCAGUGGCUGCUGCGGCCGCUGCUGCUCUAUGCGCCCCUGCUCAACCCCUACACGCUGGCCGUGGCCAACACCACCUUCACUGUCAGCACCAACAAGGCUCAGCGCCAUUUUGGCUAUGAGCCCCUGUUUUCAUGGGAGGACAGCCGGACCCGCACCAUUCGCUGGGUGCAGGCCAUGGAGGGUUCAGUCCAGUGACGGUGGAGCUGGGGCCUGGAGGCCCAGCGUGGCACAUCCUUCCGGGUCCAGAGCCCUCAAACCCUGGGUGGGGGGGAAGGCAACAUUUGAGAGCUGGAGGCAGGGGUCUGGUGCCAGACUGGCUCUCUUGGAGCUCUCCACAGUUUAAAUCCAUGAGGCUUGAGUCUGUGUCCUGAUGCCUCUCAGUUCUAGGGCAGGAACGGCUUCACUCUCUACCCAGGCCUGAAGGCUGGCUGGCAAGUUGUCUGACUUGGUGUUCUCAACUGCCCGCCCCAUUGCCGGCUUUCCCAGCAGGAAGUGGGGAGAAGUUCCACAGGCCUUAUGCUGGCCUUCUGACAUCCAGGCGUGAUCCUCAGGCCUGGAUUCAGAGUGAAGAUGCUUUCUGGCUCCUCCCAUCACUCUGUCCCUCCUUGGGGCGUCAUAUUCCCAUUAUUUUAAAACAUUUAUCACCUUUAGACAUUUAUCUUUUAAUUCUCCCCAAUGAAAGCUGAGGAAAUCCGUGUAUUUUCACUUCUUCCCACUCCUCUACCCAAAUCAGUUCCUGCGAUAUUGUUAGAUCUCUGCCUGAGGAUGCCCCAGCAAUGCUGUACCUGGCCAAGCCCUGGAUUAAAACUCCUUAUCCAA
Diceros bicornis minor is the source of this 2319-nucleotide messenger RNA. RefSeq names its product hydroxy-delta-5-steroid dehydrogenase, 3 beta- and steroid delta-isomerase 7 (gene HSD3B7). The record is from RefSeq and is a predicted model, not a curated record. Lineage: Eukaryota; Metazoa; Chordata; Mammalia; Perissodactyla; Rhinocerotidae. The transcript has 7 exons. Gene Ontology annotation, biological process: steroid biosynthetic process. The coding region runs from base 457 to 1695 and encodes 412 amino acids. Gene Ontology annotation, molecular function: 3-beta-hydroxy-Delta5-steroid dehydrogenase (NAD+) activity.